AUGGCUGAAAUAGAAGCCAGGACGUCCUUCGAUCAGAAGGUUAGGGUUGUUAAGACGGCUGCAUACAAUGCGGCUGCCGAUCUGGCCUUUGUCGCCCCUGAGACCAUUAUCCCACUUUUGCUAGAGACAUUGCGCCGAGAUCUCAAUGCAGAACAAUUACAAGACAUUGGUCCUGUCGAGGCUGCUAUCUAUAGAACUGCCGAAGGCACCGCAUUUGUUGAUGUCCUCGCAAAGAAGUCUCAGCAAGUUUUGGAUAAGAACAAGAAGGAUUACGAUAUUCUCAAAUGGGAGGAAGAACUCAGGAGUCAACUAGACAAGAAGAAAGGCCAACAAAAGAAAUUGACCCCCGAAGAGAACGCAAAGGUUAAUGCCCAACUCAAGAAAGAGAGCCAAAUUCGACAAUCAAUUACCGCGACCGUGGCGAGGCUCUUGCGAGGUAUUGGCAUUAUUCGCAGCCUUGCCACUGGUCCGCCAACUGAUGCCACUCAAUGGAUUGGGACUGCAGUGUCCCUUCUGGUUGGCAUCAUGGAUGCUGGAGCCACACUGAUCACAGGAGACGAGGCACCUUUGGCUUAUCUCACUUGCGCUGAAAAGGUGACUGAGCGCCUGGGCCCAAUGAGACCUUUCGUCGGAAUUGCAGCCCUAAGAUUGCGUGGCGUGUCUUUGUCGGAGAACUACCAGGAAGAGGCUGUCGAGGAUCUGAUUACGAGAGUUCUCUAUCGAUUGCGAUUUGCGGGCGAACAGCGACCUUUCGACUCAGUGUCACUCAUUUAUGCCCUGCCGCUCGUGCUGGACCUUCUCCGUAAGGGUGGAGUUGGUAGUUCAGCAGAUGACGCUGAUGCUCAACUGGUUUUGGCUAUCGAGUUCCUUUCAUACCAUACAGAUGUCUGUGCCGAUGAGGCUGUACCCCGAGCAGAGCUCCUCUCGGUCCUUAUCAGUUCCAUGCAGGCAUAUGCUCAGCAUUACAAGCUCCUCAAGGACUGUUUUGCUGACAUGUGUCGCUGCAUCGCUCCCAACAUGGAUCAAGAGGAGAUGGUUGUCUUGGCAAAGGGUACGUUGGUGCCAGAAACGCGUGUCAGGUCCACAGUGUUGCAGUCUAUUAGCGCCGAAGUCGAUAUGAGCGACCUGGGCUACUCUGACGAAAUCUGGGUUGCUGCUCACGACGAUGAGGAGGAAAACCAAGACCUUGGCCGAGAAAUCUGGGAGGAAAGUGGUUUCGAAGUUACGGCAGAUAUGCCGCUGAGAAUGCUACCUUUCCUGGAGAGCAAAGAUGGGCAGUUACGUCGUAGCGCUGCUCGUUCUUUGGCUGAAGCAGUCAGCCUUUACCACGAGGCCUUGGAAGAUGUGCUCGAGCAACUCAAGUCUACUUACAUUGAGCUAGCGAAACCCCGAGUUCAACAAUUAGAUGAAUUCGGAAUGCCCAAGAAGAUGGAUCUGUCCGAUCCUUGGGAGGGCCGGCAAGGUAUCGCAACUGCUUUCAGGGAGCUCGCUUCAGUUAUCACGGCCGAUCAGUUGGAUCCUUUGUUCGACUUCCUUAUCAACGCCGGUCCUCUUGGCGAUAAAAAUGGCGCGGUACGGAGUGAGAUGCUAGAUGCCUCGAUCAAGGCGAUCGAGAUCCACGGCAAGACAAUUCUCGACAAACUUAUGUCGAAGUUUGAGCAGACUUUGGAACAGCCAGAUACAAACAGUGAUGCGGCCGAUCGUGUAAACGAAGCCGUCAUCAUCAUGUACGGUGCCUUGGCUCGCCAUCUUAGCCCUGGUGACCCCAAGAUCCCCAUUGUCAUUGAUCGCCUGGUGGCUACCCUUAGUACCCCUUCUGAAACAGUACAGUAUGCUAUUGCCGAAUGCUUGCCUCCCCUGAUUCAGGCCUGUCCGGAUCAGUCUUCCAAGUAUUUCGGUCAGAUUCUGGAGCAGCUUCUCAGUUCGAAGAAGUAUGCUGUCCAGCGUGGCUCUGCAUAUGGUCUGGCUGGACUUGUCAUGGGUCGCGGCAUUGCAUCACUCCGAGAAUACCGCAUACUCCCAACUCUAAAUGAUGCUGUGGAGAACAAGAAAGAAGCAAACCAACGUGAGGCCGCUCUGCUCGCUUACGAGCUCCUGGCCACUAUGCUUGGGCGCAUCUUUGAGCCUUAUGUGAUUCAGAUCGUGCCUCAAUUGCUGACAGGCUUCGGUGAUGCCAAUGCCAAUGUUCGGGAUGCUUGUUUGGCAGCGGCAAAGGCAUGCUUUGCCAGGUUGAGUUCCUACGGUGUCAAGAAGAUCAUGCCGACCCUUCUUAACGGCCUGGAGGAGCAACAGUGGAGAAGUAAGAAGGGUGCCUGUGAUCUUCUCGGUGCAAUGGCAUAUCUCGAUCCUCAGCAACUUGCUAACAGUCUACCCGACAUCAUUCCUCCUCUGACUGGCGUGCUCAACGACAGUCACAAAGAAGUCAGAGCUGCUGCGAACCGAAGUUUGAAGAGAUUUGGUGAAGUCAUCAACAACCCAGAGAUCAAGUCUCUGGUUGACAUCAUUCUCAAGGCUCUCAGUGACCCUACGAAAUACACAGACGAGGCUCUGGACUCGCUCAUCAAAGUUCAAUUCGUCCAUUACCUUGAUGCUCCCUCUCUGGCACUGGUUACCCGUAUCCUUCAGCGCGGUUUGGCCGAUCGUUCCAACACCAAGCGUAAGGCUGCGCAGGUUAUUGGCAGCCUGGCUCACCUGACGGAGAAGAAAGAUGUCAUCAUGCACUUGCCCGUGCUUGUGGCUGGCCUCAAGCUUGCCGUUGUUGAUCCAGUACCGACCACACGAGCUACCGCUUCUAGGGCUCUAGGUUCUUUGGUGGAGAAGCUAGGAGAGGAUACGCUUCCCGACCUUAUUCCUGGCCUCAUGCAGACCCUCAAGUCUGACACUGGCGCUGGUGACCGUCUGGGAUCCGCUCAGGCUCUGAGCGAGGUUCUUGCCGGACUGGGAACAACAAGACUGGAGGAGACCCUCCCAACCAUUCUCCAGAACGUUGAAUCUUCCAAGCCCGCCGUUCGCGAAGGAUUUAUGUCGCUUUUCAUCUUUCUUCCUGUCUGCUUUGGCAAUAGCUUUUCCAACUACUUGGGCCGAAUUGUUCCACCUAUUCUUGCAGGUCUGGCUGACGAUAUUGAGUCCAUUCGUGAGACUGCACUACGUGCGGGCCGCUUGUUAGUCAAGAACUUUGCAGCUCGAGCUGUCGAUCUUCUACUUCCGGAACUCGAGCGUGGUCUCGCCGAUGAUAGCUACAGAAUCCGACUCAGCUCCGUCGAACUUGUUGGAGACCUUCUAUUUAACCUUACCGGCAUCAAGGCUGGCACCGAAGCCGAAGAUAUUGAAGAGGAUGAGAACAUCAAGGAAGCAGGCGCGUCUCUCAAGGAAACCCUUGGCGAGGACAAGCGUAAUAAGAUCCUGUCAGCCCUAUACGUAUGCCGAUGCGAUACAGCCGGUGCCGUUCGAUCAGCCGCCAUUGCUGUCUGGAAGGUUCUCGUUCACAGCCCGAGAACCCUCAAAGAGCUUGUGCCCACCCUUACUCAGCUUCUCAUCCGACGAUUGGGAAGCUCCAACAUGGAGCACAAGGUCAUUGCUAGCAAUGCCCUUGGAGAGCUUAUUCGAAAGGCCGGAGAUGGUGUUCUGUCGAGUCUCCUUCCUACUUUGGAAGAGGGUCUUCAGACAUCUGUCGACGUUGAUGCCAAGCAGGGUAUCUGCCUUGCGCUGAGGGAACUUAUUUCGUCCGCUUCUCCCGAGGCUCUGGAAGACCACGAGAAGACCCUUAUCUCAGUCGUUCGUACCGCACUUACCGAUUCUGACGAGGAUGUUCGGGAAGCCGCUGCGGAAGCCUUCGAUUCACUUCAGCAGAUCUUUGGCAAGCGAGCAGUUGAUCAGGUUCUUCCCUUCCUUCUUAACCUUUUGCGUUCUGAGGACGAGGCGGACAACGCUCUGCAAGCUCUUCUUACACUGCUUACUGAGACAACCCGAUCCAACAUCAUCUUGCCAAACCUUAUCCCAACACUUACAACGCCUCCCAUUUCAUCCUUCGAUGCCAAGGCUCUCGCCUCCCUGUCCAAGGUUGCUGGUCCUGCAAUGAACCGUCGCUUGCCCAACAUCAUCAACUCGCUUAUGGAUAACGAGAUCAACUGCAAGGAGGAUGGCCUUCGCGAAGAACUGGCGACGUCUUUCGACACUGUUAUCCAGUCUAUCGACGAAUACGAUGGUCUGAACACGGUCAUGAACGUCUUGUUGCAGCUCCUCAAGCAUGAGGACCACCGUCGCCGAGCGGCCACUGCAUACCACAUGGCCAACUUCUUCGCAGCUGCUAGCGUAGAUUACUCUCGAUACAGUCAAGAUAUUAUCCGCUCACUUCUCAAUUCAUUUGACGACAGAGAUGAUGGUGUCGUCAAGGCUGCAUGGGCAGCUCUCAGCGCCUUCACUAAGAAACUGCGAAAGGAGGAAAUGGAGUCGCUCGUUAUCUCAACACGACAAACUCUUCAGCGUGUUGGUGUCGCAGGAGCGAACCUGCGCGGUUUCGAGUUGCCCAAGGGCAUCAACGCUGUUCUUCCCAUCUUCUUACAAGGUCUCAUGAAUGGUACCGCUGAUCAACGAGUCCAAGCUGCCUUGGGUAUCUCGGAUAUUGUUGAUAGAACAAGCGAGGCCUCUCUUAAGCCAUUCGUGACCCAGAUUACUGGUCCCCUGAUCCGAGUCGUUUCAGAGCGUGCCACCGAAGUCAAGUCGGCCAUUCUCCUGACCCUCAACAACCUGCUGGAUAAAAUGCCCACCGCAUUGAAGCCCUUCCUUCCCCAACUUCAGCGUACAUUCGCUAAAUCUCUGGCAGACCCAUCCAGUGAGACGUUGAGAACCCGAGCUGCCAAGGCACUCGGAACUUUGAUCAAGUACACGCCACGCAUUGACCCCCUCAUUGCCGAGCUCGUCACUGGAUCCAAGACAGCGGACCCUGGCGUCAAGACCGCUAUGCUCAAGGCGCUGUACGAGGUUAUUAGCAAAGCUGGCGCCAACAUGGGCGAGGCUUCUCGAGCUUCUGUCUUGUCACUUAUCGACAUGGAUACAGACGAGAGAGAUGAGGCUAUGACCAUCACUAAUGCUAAGCUACUGGGCGCGCUCAUCAAGAAUGUUCCUGAAGAAGCGGCUCUGGGUCUGUUGAAGAACCGGGUGGUCACCCCACACUUUACCCAUUCUUCUGUUCUUGCUCUGAACUCGGUCCUGGCCGAGUCCCCUGAUGCUCUGCUUCAAAGCUCCCUGGUCGACGACUUGCCCGACCUUCUUUGUCAGGGUGUCAUUAACAAGAACGUCUUUGUCGCAGACAACUGCAUUCUUGCUACUGGAAAGUAUCUGCUGUCAGAUUCCGCUAAAACCUUUGAGACAACCAAGGGUAUCUUUGAAGCCUUGGCUUCCGUUAUCCAGCCAGGCAAUGCGACCGAUUCGCGUCGACUUGCUUUGGUCGUUGUUCGUACCGUCAGCCGCAACGAUAUGGAGAUGGUUCGGCCCCAUGUUGCUCUGUUGGCACAGCCCAUAUUUGCCAGCGUUCGAGACCCUGUCAUCCCUGUCAAGCUCGCUGCGGAAGCGGCAUUUGUGGAGUUGUUCAAUGUGGCGGAUGAGGAGAGCCGCAUCUUUGACAAGUUCAUGGCCGGUGCUGGGGCUGACCUAGCUCCCAACACCAAGAGAAGUAUGGGUGACUACUUUAAGCGUGUUGCUAUGAGGCUGGGCUCUCAAGCCCGCGAGAGGCGCGAGGCCGAGGGUGGACAAGGAGGACUCGGGCUAUCGAACGAUGAGGCUGAGGAUGAAAAGGAGAUUUGGAGUGUAGGCAAGGUUGAUGUGGGGAGUGAAGCAUUCACGUAA
Messenger RNA from Fusarium graminearum PH-1, 5844 nucleotides. RefSeq lists its product as uncharacterized. Gene Ontology annotation, molecular function: protein kinase regulator activity. NCBI's taxonomy places the organism in Eukaryota, Fungi, Ascomycota, Sordariomycetes, Hypocreales, Nectriaceae. The record is from RefSeq and is a predicted model, not a curated record. The transcript is spliced from 3 exons. Gene Ontology annotation, cellular component: cytosol. Gene Ontology annotation, biological process: cellular response to amino acid starvation; regulation of translation. Bases 1 to 5844 code for a protein of 1947 amino acids.